CGGUCGCCAUGGAUACGUAAACGAAGAAGCAAGGUUCAGAGCAGCAUGUCGUUUUCUCAGUGUCUCAAACAACAAGGACUACCGAGAGAAGUUUUGAAAUGGCUGCAGAGCCUCGACUUGUCAUUUUAUCCCAAGAAUGUCCGCAGGGAUUUUUCCAGUGGUUACCUUGUGGCAGAGAUAUUCUCUUUUUAUUACCCCCAAGACUUUCAUGUGCAUUCAUUUGAUAAAGGAACAUCACUUUCUGCCAAACAGAGGAACUGGAGCCAGAUAGAAAGGUCUUUACAGAAGCAGAAUCACCACCUGAUGAAAGAGGUCAUUGAUGGAACCAUCCACUGUAAACCAGGAGCAGCUGAGCUGUUGGUGCUGCAGAUUUAUUCUAUUUUAACUAACAGAAGCAUUAGAAGUGUCCAGAGCCCAGAAUCCGAUUUCACUGACAAACAGUACCAGGAUCAGCUGCCCACACUGGCUCGCUCCACUGCCUCCCAAGCCAUCAAGAAUAACCUGAGGACAACAGAGAUCAUGGCUGAGCCAGACAUCACCACAAACCAGAGGAAGGCCAUGGGAAUCCUCCUCAGACACCUGCAGUAUGACUCUGCAGGGAGAAUUCCCAACCUUGUGCGAUUUAAAGUCAACCCCAAUCUGGGUCACCUGGCAGCCAAGAAUCCUGGAAGCCGAAGUGAUGGGCGCUUUGACAGCCAUUCAACCAGAGCAACUGCAUCAAAGUCCUGUUCCUCAUCAUUAAGGAGUGCAGCUGUUGCUUCCUUUAAGGAGAUAAAAGUCUCCCAGCCUGUCAGACGCUCCCUGCUAAACUGAAGCAGAUGGAUUUUUGUGCCGCUCUGUGAUUAUAUUAUUAUUUUUUUUAACUUUAUGUUUUAACACAGUCAAAAACAGCUUUUCUGAUGAUUUUGCCAUCUGAAUAUUUAUCUGGGCUUCAGUUGGAAAUGCAUGACGCAACUCUUUUUGUAAGGCUUCUGGAAUGCCAGUGUCUCCACCAACAUUUUUGAGCCCAGUUUGUAACACUAGAUGGCAGCAUUGAGUCAUGAGACAACCCACCUGUCUGGUUCCACUCUGUAUGUUAACCAUUAAAAACAAGACAUGACAUAAUAGUUGCCUUACUGUUAACCUGUUGAACUCAAAUGCUAUUCCUGAGUCUUUUAUCCAUAACUGCACAUGUAUCUUCCUCAUCAAACAGUGAAGCAUUAUUCAGCAUUUUAUCUGUCUAUAUCUAAGAAAGGAUAAUGCAGCACCUGCUUAAUUGACUUUUUUCACUAUUUUACCACUGUGAGCAGCAUCUUUUUGGAAGAGAAAACCUCAUGUCUGACUCUCACUGGUUUGCUCUUUGUGGCAUGUAGUCAUGAAAGCUUUUUUCUGUCUUGUUCUGCAUUUUAAUGAUUAAUGUUCUAAAUUUCCUAGCCUUUGGUUGAAUAGAUUUAAGCACUUAUUUGGACUGGAGAGCUUGUUUUAGGUCUAGUGAAUGAUGUAUCACUGGUCUGGACUUUCAAACACCAAAGGCCUGAAGAGGCUUUGCAGUCUUUCUUUGCUAAAACUUGAUUUAAAUGUGCUGACAAGUAUUUGUUUGCCUUCUUGAGCUAGGAGCUAGAUAGCAGUGGACAAUUAAUCUCAUACCUAUGCGCCUGACAGAACUGGAUAUAGAGGGAUUUAGAAUACCUGCCAAAAAGGAGAUGAUGGACUGCAAUGGUUUCUAUCCUGACAAGCACAUUUUCACAUUUUUAAUUAUUUAGUUACUGUGGAGCUGGUUACAGGAGAGCAAGUCUGCUCAUGGGUUGGUGCUUGAUUUUACUCAGGGAAACAACAACGGCUUCUUACAUCCAAAUGUAUAAAAGAUGCCUUUAUUUUCAGGGGAAUAAAAGUUGAGUUUAAGGUUGAAGUUAAAAUUAAAAUGAGUUUUUUUAAAGACAAAAUUUUCUUGGGUGGUGGGGGGCUUUUUGCCUUUUUUGAUAGGACAGCUAAAGAGAUAGGAUAUAUGGGAGAGAGUGUGGGGGGAACACAUGCACCUAACAGCGCUGUGAUCAGAAAAUAAUACCACUGUGUUGAAGACUUUGAAUUCUGUACAUGGUCACCUGCUCUACCCAUCGAGCUAAACCAGAGCUGAGGUUUUUCUUUGGCAAAAAAUGAGAAGUGCACAGUACACAGGUUUUCCCUUAAUGAAGAGUCUCCCUGUAUGAGAACUACAAUCUAAAUGUAGUACUCAAACAUGUUAAUAUGUAAUAAUGAACAAUUAUUAACAAAUGUUACAUAAUACAAUCCCUAAAUUCCAAAUAUAUGUUUUUUUUUUCUCUAAUCUCCAAAUCAGGCUGUUGUUAUAAACAAUGUCUGGUACAUAAAAAGUAACUCAAUAUCAUCUGUUUAAGGAAUCUUUAUCAGCAGCAUUUUAAAGUUUUAAAUUCAUGCUGCUGUUACAGUCAGCAGACAGCUCAAAUGCAGAGCUGCCACAGCAAGAUGGCAGCUAUCACAAAUAGACCAUAGGAUUGGUCUCUGUACUGAACACAAAAUUACUUGAGUUUAUCUCAUGGGUAUGUAUAGCCAAGUAAUUUCAGAUCAACCAGGUAAGUAUAGUUUUUCUGUUCCUGACCAAACAGGGAAAGUCUUGUCUACUAACCUGC
Molecule: messenger RNA, 2624 nt
Organism: Cheilinus undulatus (humphead wrasse)
Lineage: Eukaryota; Metazoa; Chordata; Actinopteri; Labriformes; Labridae
Gene: spata4
Product: spermatogenesis associated 4
Exons: 7
Coding region: 46-813 (255 amino acids)
Biological process (GO): regulation of cytoskeleton organization
Cellular component (GO): axoneme
Molecular function (GO): microtubule binding
Source: RefSeq, a predicted model, not a curated record